AGAUUCGCUCGCUUCACAUCAGGCUUGGCGUUCUCCAGGUUUCCCUGACCUCAUGUCUCGUUACGGCAUGAUUCCACAUGACAAAUGAGUUUCUAUUCUCGUUAACAAAACAGGUUCGAUGUGCGAAGCGCGGCGGAGUGCGGUUCACGGUGGGGGGCAACCCGUGGUUCUUGAUGGUGCUCAUCCACAAUGUGGGCGGCGCGGGGAACGUGGUGGCAGUGAGGAUCAAGUGCCCAUACACCGGGUGGGUGCCAAUGUACCGCAACUGGGGUGCGUUGUGGACCGUGCGGACUAAGAUGAGCGGGCCGCUGUCGUUCGUGGUGACGACCAGCGACAGGCGGAGUCUGGUACUGAGGAACGUGGUGCGCAACGGGUGGAGGUUUGGGCAGACAUGGGCGAUGAAGGCGAGGUGUGGAGGGAGCGGAGCCGGGACGAGGGGGAGCUGGGAGGUGAUGAUGAAGAGGAGGUGGACGCUGCUUGUUUGAGAUGUGGCGCCUGCGCAAGGAAGCGAGGCCGUUCAUCCAUGAGAAGCUAGUUCGGGUGCAGGUAGAAAGGUUUGUGUGGGGUGGAAGCCGGGUGUGUGGACCAGAGAUUUUUGUGAAAGCCGGUGACAUCACGGAGCUUCCGACAGAUUGACGAGAGGUGCGACGAUUAGGUGUGAUGCUUAUAUGCCAGCAGCCAUUGAUGCUGGGACGAUUGUAAUCUACAUUGACUCCGCUUUGGUGCUACUAUGUUGUACGAUGCAUGGGUUCGGGUGAAUGGAGGUGGGUACUUGGAGCCAUGUGUGCCGAUCUGGUUGUUGUUUGUGGUGAUUGUGCAUGGGCCGUGUCCAUAAUGCUUGUGUCCACGACGCCCAUGAUCCCACUUUACCGCCUAAGUAGCUGAUCUUGCAGCGUAGAUCUUAAAGUGGGGAUGCUCUAUUGUUGUCGUGAAAUUGAUUGUGUUUGAGUGACAGUGAUUGACACGAAUAUAUCCUGUUUUCUAAAUAGGAAAGGUUAGAGAGUACUCAAAGUUGGGCAAAAAUGGAAGCUGUGUAGAGAUUGGAGAUAAUGAAUAGUUCUGUAACAUACAGUUCCUAGAGGCUUGCAAACUAGUAAGGGUUGCAUCUUGUAAAUGGGAUGAGAUUUUUCUAAACAGCAUUUAUUUUUUAUUUUUUA
This is a messenger RNA of Physcomitrium patens, 1157 nucleotides long. Lineage: Eukaryota; Viridiplantae; Streptophyta; Bryopsida; Funariales; Funariaceae. The record is from RefSeq and is a predicted model, not a curated record.